AUGACAGAUAGCACAGAAGUCGAAGUGACUUAUGUUUCCCAGCGUAAUAAAAGGAGAAGAGAGGAAGCAGAUGAAAAUUCGGAUAUGUUGACUUUCAAAAAUGAAAUACUGAGCAUUUUUAUAGAUUUAAAGGUUACUAUGAAGGAAAUAAAAGAACAGAAUAUUAAACUGCAAGAAUCGGUGUACUUUACAUUAAAGAAAUACGAUGAAAUUAUAGACAAGAUGCAAAAGAUGGAAGAAAACAUAAAAGAAGAUAAAAGUUAUAUUUGCUUAUUAGAAGCUAAAAUAGAUCAGCAAGAACGCCAAACCCGCAACAAUAGCCAGGAAAUUCCAAAUAUACCAAAAAUAAUUCAGAAACCAAAAAAGACUUGUCUAAAUCUAAUUCUUAAAUCUUGUUGUUGUAAAUCUAAUUCUUAA
Molecule: messenger RNA, 417 nt
Organism: Parnassius apollo (apollo)
Lineage: Eukaryota; Metazoa; Arthropoda; Insecta; Lepidoptera; Papilionidae
Source: the annotation of a GenBank genome assembly